This is a messenger RNA of Menidia menidia (Atlantic silverside), 516 nucleotides long. Lineage: Eukaryota; Metazoa; Chordata; Actinopteri; Atheriniformes; Atherinopsidae. The record is from the annotation of a GenBank genome assembly.
AUGAGGUCUUGGGACCAGUUCCACGACUGUGCCAACGUGGCCAUGGCGGGCUGCCCGCAGGAGGCGGCGGCCGUGUGGGAGUCGCUGCGCCAGGAGUCCAAGAAGAUGCAGUUCUCCGGGAACCUCUACGACAUGUGCUCCAACCGGGACGGCCUCCCCCCGGCGGAUUCCGCGGUUCCCCGCGGCUCCCCGGGCAAAGAGGAGGUCAGCCAGGAGUCUCUGCGGGGGGGCGCGGCCGGGCGGGGGGGCGGCCCCGGCCUCCUGGGGCUGCUGCUGACCGCGGCGCUGCUGCUAAUAUCGUGCCUCGGUUGUUUUGAUCUGUUCGGUCCAGGCCUCUGCAUCCUGAUUUUUAACCCUGCAGUCGGGAACAAACCGAUAGCUUCUCCGGUCACAUGUCUGGUGGAUUUCACGCUCCAGAUCAGGCAGCAGAAAAAGCCUCAGUUCUUUGUCUGGCUGCAGCCGGCCGUCUGUGUUUGUAGCAGCAGCUCUGAAAAUAUCGGCCUGCCUGAUUACUAG